GCCGGAUUAAUCUCACUCGUCAAACUCCCUCUAGUGUUCACGUUUGAUCCGAGCUCAAAGUUUUGAGCUUUUCCCGUAGCACUUUCAUCGGGUUUACCAGCUAUUCUUCUUUGUUGUUGCUGGUUUUACUUGCAAUACAUGGAAUUUUGAAGUUUCAGAUUGAGGAUGGAGCUUUUCAAAGAGUUUGAGUUUUGUGAUAGCUUAAAGUUAGCACCUUGAAACUGUAAAUAUGAGUUCUAGCUGUAUCAACGUUCGAAGUUUCGAUUUUUGGGAUCAGUUUAGGCUUUAGGUUAGAUUAAUUGUUUCUGGGUAGUGAUCUUUUUUGUACUUUGGUAAAGGGUCCUGAUCAAUUAGGGUUUUUUGAAAUGUUAUCUGAAUUGGGUCGGAGGGCAAUGGUAGGAGGUAGUGAAGGAUCAUUUGGGGAUGAUCUGGAGAAGGAGAUGGGUCUGUUGCUCCGUGAACAGCGGAGACAAGAGGCUGAUGAUCUUGAACGGGAGCUGAACUUGUAUAGAAGCGGCUCUGCCCCUCCAACUGUGGAUGGUUCACUCAGUGCGGUGGGUGGCUUGUUUGGUGGCAGUUCAGCCUUCUCAGCCUUUUCUGGAGCUAAAAAUGGAAAUAGGUUUGUGUCUGAAGAGGAGCUGAGAUCUGAUCCAGCUUAUCAUUCCUACUAUUACUCAAACGUGAAUCUCAAUCCAAGGCUGCCACCUCCUUUGCUAUCAAAGGAGGAUUGGAAAUUUGCACAGAGGUUGAAGGGAGGGAGUUCAGUGGUAGGUGGAAUUGGUGAUAGGAGGAAUGUAAAUAGGGCUGAUAAUGGUGGUAGCAGGUCUCUGUUCUCUAUGCCACCAGGGUUUGAUUCCAGGAAACAAGAGACUGAAGUUGAGGCAGAGAAAGUGCAUGGCUCUGCAGAGUGGGGUGGUGAUGGAUUGAUUGGUUUGUCUGGUAUAGAGCUUGGAAGCAAACAAAAGAGCCUUGCUGAAAUUUUUCAGGAUGACUUGGGGCGUGCAACUCCAGUGGUAGGUAAUCCUUCGCGUCCUGCUAGUCGCAAUGCCGUUGAUGAAAACUUUGAAAAUGUAGCUUCUGCUGAAGCUGAGCUGGCUCUUCUGCGCCAGGAAUUGGGUUCUAAAGAUUUACGAUCAAGUGCAAGUGGUCAGGGCUUGUCCACAGUUCAUGGUGUUGGGCCACAUUCUUCAUAUACUUAUGCUGCUGCUGUCGGUGCUUCUUUGUCUAGAAGUAACACCCCGGAUCCCCAACUUGUGGCUAGGGCUCCUAGUCCUUGCCCGGCACCAAUAGGAGGAGGCCGAGUUGGAGCCUCAGAGAAAAGAGGUGUGAACAGUCCAAGCACAUUUAGUGGUGUGUCAUCUGGCAUCAAUGACCAUGCGGAUUUGGUAGCCACUCUAUCAGCCAUGAACUUGUCUUCAAAUGGUGUCAUGGAUGAUGAUGAUCAACCACCAUCACAGAUUGAUCAGGAUAUUGAUAAUCACCAGAGUUAUUUGUUUGCUCUGCAAGAUAGCCAAAAUCCAGUUAAGCAGACUGCAUACUUAAAGAAGUCUGAAUUUGGGCAUUUACAAAACAAGAAUAAUGGGAUCCGGUCAGAGCUAAAAAGUCCAUCUCUACUGGCUGAUAGGCAAGCUGAACUGCAUAAGUCUGCCGUUCCUUCAAACAAUUCUUACUUGAAAGGAAGCUUACCUGCUCAGUAUCAGCGCUCGGAAGGCACCAAUUCAUCUUUUGCAAACUAUGGUUUAAGUGGAUACUCCAUAAAUCCUGCUUUGGCCUCUAUGGUGACUAGCCAAAUCGGCACUGGUAAUCUGCCAUCAUUGUUGGAAAAUGUUGCAGCAGCUUCAGCUAUGGGAAUUCCUGGAAUAGAUUCCAGAGUGCUGGGAGGUGGUUUGGCCUCUGGACAAAAUAUGUCAGCUGCUGCAUCUGAAUCUCAUGGUCUUAAUAGAGUGGGUACCCAAAUUGCUGGGAAUGCCCUUCAAGCACAGUUUGCUGAUCCUAUCUAUCUUCAGUAUCUGAGGACAUCUGAGUAUGCUGCGCAGCUUGCAGCUCUUAAUGAUCCUGCAAUGGAUAGAAACUUCUUAGGUAAUUCAUACAUGAACUUGGUUGAGCUCCAGAAAGCUUAUCUUGGUGCUCUGUUAUCACCUCAGAAAUCCCCGUAUGGUGUUGCACUGGGUGGUAAGUCCAGCAGUUCAAAUCAUCAUGGUUUUUAUGGAAGUCCUACGUACGGUGUUGGCAUGUCUUAUCCUGGAAGCCCUCUGGCAAAUCCUGUCAUUCCAAAUUCUCCAGGUGGACCUGGCAGUCCUAUAAGACAUGGUGAGUUGAAUUUGCAUUUCCCCUCUGGAAUGAGGAACUUAGCAGGGGGUCUUAUGGGAGCUUGGCAUUUGGAUGCGGCAUGUAACAUGGACGGAAGUUAUGCAUCCUCUCUGCUGGAAGAAUUUAAGAGCAAUAAAACAAAGUGCUUUGAGCUUUCAGAAAUUGACAGUCAUGUUGUUGAGUUUAGUGCGGAUCAGUAUGGGAGCCGUUUCAUUCAGCAAAAACUUGAAACAGCAACAACUGAAGAGAAAAAUAUGGUUUAUCAGGAAAUCAUGCCUCAAGCUCUGGUUCUGAUGACUGAUGUGUUUGGUAAUUAUGUCAUUCAGAAGUUCUUUGAGCAUGGACUCCCAUCCCAGAGAAGGGAGCUUGCUGGCAAGCUUUUUGGUAAUGUUUUAACUCUCAGCCUUCAAAUGUAUGGUUGCCGGGUCAUCCAGAAGGCAAUAGAAGUUGUUGAUCUUGACCAGAAGAUAAAAAUGGUUCAAGAGCUUGAUGGUCAUGUAAUGCGUUGUGUGCGUGACCAGAAUGGAAACCAUGUCAUUCAGAAGUGUAUUGAAUGUGUUCCUGAAGAAAAUAUUCAGUUUAUAGUCACUACGUUCUUUGAUCAAGUUGUGACCCUUUCUAUGCAUCCAUAUGGGUGCCGUGUUAUCCAGAGAAUACUGGAGCACUGCAAGGAACCAAAGACUCAGGAUAAAGUUAUGGACGAGAUUUUGGGAUCUGUUAGCAUGUUGGCCCAAGACCAGUAUGGCAAUUAUGUUGUCCAGCAUGUGCUGGAGCAUGGCAAGCCUCACGAGCGCUCGAUUAUCAUAGAGGAAUUGGCUGGGAAGAUAGUUCAGAUGAGUCAGCAGAAGUUUGCCUCUAAUGUUGUAGAGAAGUGUUUGACUUUUGGUGGUCCUACCGAACGUCAGUUACUUGUGAAUGAGAUGCUUGGUUCUACUGAUGAGAAUGAGCCUCUACAGGCGAUGAUGAAAGAUCAGUUCGCAAACUAUGUUGUACAAAAAGUAUUAGAGACUUGUGAUGACCACCAACGUGAGCUGAUCCUUUCACGAAUUAAAGUCCAUUUAAAUGCAUUGAAGAAGUACACUUACGGGAAGCAUAUUGUUGCCCGUGUAGAGAAACUUGUUGCUGCUGGGGAAAGGAGAAUUGCUGCUCAGUCUCCACAGCCUGCAUAGACGAAAUAGGAAAGGAAGUUGUCUGUACAGCUAACUGAGGCUACUGUGAGCCUUCAUCCUCUCUUUCUUCCCCGUAUUUAGGGCUAUGGUUAUCGUUCUUUACCCAUCUUUUUAGGCAGGUAAGAGCUGUAUGGAAGUAAUAAGUUGUUGCUCGAACUGGAAAACUGUAAAUUGUGUAGCUUUAAGGUUUAUACAUAGAAUGGAGCGAACUCCGAGGUUCAGAUGUUGAAUACUCCUGAUGCCCCUGCAGAGGAGAUAAAUGACUAUACAAGUUUUUAAGGGUGUAAAAAAUUUAAAUGGUGAGGUAGUUUAUAUGAUAACGCGACUGUACAAAAGUUGCCAUGUUGAGAGCUGUUGAUUUUAGGCGAGACUCAAAGUGUUUUUUUUUUUCCAAUCAAUGGAUGGUUAAAUGGCAUUUUCAUUCACUUC
Molecule: messenger RNA, 3908 nt
Organism: Rubroshorea leprosula
Lineage: Eukaryota; Viridiplantae; Streptophyta; Magnoliopsida; Malvales; Dipterocarpaceae
Source: the annotation of a GenBank genome assembly